Lepus europaeus (European hare) is the source of this 914-nucleotide messenger RNA. It is a transcript of the gene C6H12orf57, whose product is annotated as chromosome 6 C12orf57 homolog. The transcript is spliced from 3 exons. Gene Ontology annotation, biological process: post-embryonic development. The record is from RefSeq and is a predicted model, not a curated record. NCBI's taxonomy places the organism in Eukaryota, Metazoa, Chordata, Mammalia, Lagomorpha, Leporidae. Bases 459 to 839 code for a protein of 126 amino acids.
UCUUAAGAAUACUCUUCGUUUCUGCUGAAAAGUAGUGUACGUCGUUGCUCACCCAGGAGCGAGACGAAGGAACGAAACCCCAUUCUGAGCUCACCCUCACUAACUGUGGAGUUCGUGCGUGGCCGGUGAUCGCUUCGGGCCCGUCCUCCCGACAGUGUUACAGCUCUUUUCGAAUUUGUCUAGCAGGUUUUCCGGUUUGCACCGGAAAGCCCCCACAUUCACUUUGUUUUUCAAUAGCAGACGUUUCUGGUGUUGGGCGGGGGGAGAGGGUCUCAGACCUCCGGGUCUAGUUUGAGCGUUUGCUGGUCAGUCCAGGUUAAGGACUACGCCCGCAGGCUUCCGGCUACGGCUGAUUCUGCUUCCCUUCUUCCCGCGCCGACGCCGGAUCCCUGCUGGGAGCUGACUCGCUGUUCCCAGCUUGUCUGUCGUUGCGCUGCGCCCACGGGUGCUGUGGCCCCAUGGCGUCCGCCUCGGCUCAGCCCGCGCCCCUGAGCGCCGAGCAGGCCAAGGUGGUCUUGGCCGAGGUGAUCCAGGCGUUCUCGGCUCCGGAGAACGCCGUGCGCAUGGACGAGGCCCGCGACAACGCGUGCAACGACAUGGGCAAGAUGCUGCAGUUCGUGCUGCCUGUGGCCACGCAGAUUCAGCAGGAGGUUAUCAAAGCCUAUGGUUUCAGCUGCGACGGGGAAGGUGUCCUUAAGUUUGCCCGCUUGGUCAAGUCCUACGAAGCGCAGGAUCCCGAGAUUGCCAGCCUGUCCGGCAAGCUGAAAGCUCUGUUCCUGCCGCCCAUGACGCUGCCGCCCCAUGGACCGGCUUCCGGCAGCAGCGUGGCUGCCUCCUGAGAGUCGGGCCUGCCCUGGGCUCCGCUGGGAGAGGGAAGAGUGUUCCGGAAGAUAAUAAAUGCACCUGUGACUUGG